GUCGCUGUCGUGGGGCUCGGGGGAUGGCGCGCUUCGAGCGGUCACGUGAGGCCCGGGCCUCCCGGGUGUAGCUGCACUGGGCGCCUGUGACUGUGACGCUCGGCAGCUGGGUGCUGGCCGGGGUCCGGCUCCGAGAGACCAUGGCCCAGCCUCCCCCGGGUGCCGCUGUCCUCCCCGUUCUGAUACCCGAUUUGCAAUUACAUUGAACAACAAGGAUGCCCUCACUGGAGAUGAAGAGACCUUGGCUUCAUAUGGGAUUGUUUCUGGGGACUUGAUAUGUUUGGUUCUUGAAGAUGACAUGCCGGCACCUAACUUACCUUCAUCUACAGAUACAGAGCAUUCCUCACUCCAGGAUAAUGACCAACCUUCUUUGGCUGCCACCCCAAGUCAGACUAACAUCCCAGAUGAACAAGGGACUGAUUCAUCCCAAGGACAGGCCACCCCAUUUGAUGCCUGGACUGAUGACAGUAUGGAAGGGCCUAGUCAAAAUGUUGAAGCUGAGUCAAUUCAGGAUGCCAUGAGUAUGGAAGAGGUUUCUGGUUUCCAUCCAUUGGAACCAAUGCUCUGUAAUGAAACAGAGGAUGGGCAGGUACCACAUUCUCUAGAGACCCUGUACCAGUCAGCUGGCUGCUCCAACAUCAGUGAUGCCUUGAUAGUGCUGGUGCAUCUCCUGAUGCUCGAGUCAGGCUACAUUCCUCAGGGAACUGAAACCAAAGCAGUGACAAUGCCUGAGAAGUGGAAGUCAAGUGGUGUAUACAAACUGCAGUACACACAUCCUCUCUGCGAGGGCGGCUUUGCCGUGCUUACCUGUGUGCCUUUGGGAAACUUAAUCAUUAUAAAUGCUACAAUAAAAGUCAACGGUGGGAUUAAAAACGUGAAGUCAGUGCAGCUGCAGCCAGGAUCCUACGUUGCUGCUGGAGUAGAACCAGGGGAAAGCGCAGCCAAAGUGUACAAAGAUCUUAAGAAGCUCUCUCGUCUCUUCAAAGACCAGCUGGUGUACCCUCUUCUGGCUUUCACACGGCAAGUACUGAACCUUCCAGAUGUGUUUGGGCUGGUUGUCCUUCCACUGGAGCUGAAACUACGCAUCUUCCGACUUUUGGAUGUUCAUUCUGUCCUGGCCCUGUCUGCAGUCUGUCAUGACCUCCUCAUUGCGUCAAAUGACCCACUGCUGUGGAGGUGUUUGUAUCUGCGGGAUUUUCGAGAUGGCACUGUCAGAGGUCCUGACACAGACUGGAAAGAAUUGUAUAGAAAGAAGCACAUACAAAGAAAAGAGGCUCAGAGGAUGCGGCAUGCAAUGUUCCUACCAUCAGCCCACCCUAUCCCAUUUUGUCCCAUUCCCGUCUACCCCAGGGCCUACCUUCCCACCUCGCUGCUUCCUCCAGGAAUCAUUGGUGGUGAAUAUGAUGAGAGGCCGAUACUGCCUAGUGUUGGGGACCCAGUCACCUCACUUAUCCCAAGGCCCGGGGAGCUUCCUGGUCAGUUCCGUCCACUCAGACCACGUUUUGACCCUGUUGACCCACUUCCAGGACCUCACUCCCUCUUGCCAGGAAGAGCUAUCCCCAACAACAGAUUUCCCUUCAGACCCGGCAGGGGUAGGUCAGCUGACAGCCGGCUGCCAUUCCUGUGACCAAUUUGGAGACUUUAUGGAAACUGGAUGCUGUUUCCUUGGAUGCUGAUCUCUGCUGUCGGUUUCUGGUUCUGUGGGCACCAAGGACAAGGUUGCUCAAAGAGGGGUCAGCUUGGGAAUAGGUGACUGCUGGUCUCUCCCCUCUGGUUCACCUCUGGGAUGGAGAUUGUGGUAUUGAUAAUGUUUUGUGUUAUAUUAGUAAAAGUAAAAAUUGUAUGGCAGACUUGACUUUUUUUAAGGAUGUAUUUAGUAGGAAAACAUUAAUCACACCGUGAAUUUGUGUAUUUGAAAAUUAUCAGGAUGCUUCUCAGUGUGAAGGGUGGUUGAUUAUAGGAAGUGUGUUUUUAUCGUUGGUGCUCAGUCGGGUGAAAGCUCAACUUACAGCAUGAUACAAGUGGAACUAGUGCGCUCGAACUCAGUGAGCCCAACCCUUUCCUUAGCAGCUUUCUGGGUUCUGUGAGGAACUUCAAGGGUUCCGAAGACCACUGGGUUGGUACAGACACAUUACCACCUAAGCUUCCCCCUUGUGUUUUGGUAUCAGAGACAGUCUUAACAGCAGCGUCCUUUAUGUGCUGUCAGGUGAGGCACUUGUUCAGGACAGCCCCCUCUUGCUGGGAGAUUGUUAUGAUUUUCGGACUUAAAAUACUCAAAAUUCAACAUUUAUUUAUUCUACAACAAGAAAAAGCCCAAACACUUAAUACAAAUAACUAUAGGAACAUGCUAUAGUGACACAUUUAAAUUGGAACUGCUGCACAGGAAUAAAAUGCUAUUAGCAUCUGCAGAAAAUAGGAAUAGUGCCAAUGUCUUCCUGUUUUUAAAAACCUGUUUGCAUAUUAGGAAAUGGCUUGGAAUAUGUGCUGCAGGGAUAUUUUGAGUCCUGUAUGCAAGUGAGACUUUGCUACAUGUGUUUUGAGUCUUUGCAUCACAGUGAAGAAAAUUGUUUGAUAUUCUAGAGGCCAGAGGUGAUGUGACCUUUAACAUUAUGUUUCUAUGAUCUACAGGACAGUCUUAAUGUCCACUGAAUGCUUUAGGCUUCAUUUAAGUGUGGCUAAAGGGGUCACCCUGAAGUUUUGAUUGAUCUAGAGUCUAUUUCAGAACAUGCUUUUGUGGAUGAAUGUUAGGUUGCCCCAUGUAGUAUGUGUGUAUGUGUACAUGUGUGUUUGUGUGUGUGUGUGUGUGGCUGAAUGUUAGCAUGGGAAGCAGUGAUGACCAGAGCACCAAAUACAAGUUUUCAGAAUAUAAGUCAUUUCCAAAUGGGCCCUGGGAGGUCCUGAUGGUGCUGGUGUCAGUCUCACUAGGCGUAACUGGCAGAUGUUGCAAGUCUCCAGUUUAAGAUUAUUGGCAGAGUGCUCUAAACCUAAACUUAGGUACCACUCAAAAAUUUUUAUUAAGAGUCCUCAAAACUUUCCCCUUGACUAGCAGUUAAUUUUAUAUUGAGAAGCUUUGAACGUCUCGCACACAUCCUUGUCAUUGGGCUUUGGAGCUUUACGUAUUGCUGAUACUGAGUGAGAUCUUGGCUUGGCAGUAGCUUGUUCACUGCAUGGCUUUGUUGAUGUCAUCUCCAUGCACUGUAAUGGGAGCAGGACAGCCUAGAAGCCCAUGGCAAGCGCUUGAGAAUGGUGCAGCCCCGGCGCAUUGACUUGUAGUAGCCUCACAUCUUUCUCGGCCCCUAAGUUCUCCAGUAGUCACUUUUAGUAAUAGGAUCUGAGUCUCCUUCCCUUAGCACUGUAAGUGGAAAAUGCCCAUUUGUCAUGGCUGGUAAUAAUUCAGUCUUGGGAAGAGCCCUUUCCAACUUGUGGCUCCCUGUGUAAAAAUCCUGAAUUCUGUAGCUCUUUUUUCCUAGUUCCUCUCAGUUGCUGAGGCCAUACAUAUCUCUGUAAUUCUUACCUGGCAGAGUCGGAUAGUCCUUCUCCUUCUUCUGUUCAGAGUUGUUCCAAGGUCUGUUUUCUUCCUAUCUGCCUAUUUGAGCCUUGGAGAAGAGCUAGACAGGUCCUCUGCUGUGCUCUAGUGCUGGUGGUGUUUUGUAAACUCUUGCAUGGAUAAGGGUAUUGCAGUAUGCUAGGCAAGUCUCUAUCUCUCUUUAUGUUACCAGGGUUGAGGUUCUAAGUGCUCACUGCCCUGCCCGGCUUUUCAGCAUGGCUCCUGAGAAUCAAAUGCAGGUCCUUGUGCUUGUACUGCAAACACCGACCGAUCUAUCGAGACCCUAAAGAUUUGAUUUGAUAUGACUUCUUUUUUUCUCUAUUGGAAAUCCCAUGUGAGUUGUUAACUCUUAUUUUUCUGAUAUUCCAAAGUAAAAUGAAGUGUUGGGUAUGAAAAGUGUUUAACUUCUCAAGACUUGAUGACCACCUCUGGGUGUUUUUGCUUUCUUCUCUAGAUCUACCAGUUAGAUCUGCAUAUGAAGCCUGGGUGUGCAUGUUUAUCAAUCUGGGCUCAUGCUUUGUGGGAACACAAAAGAGGUUCUGUGUCUUUUAUGCUCCUAAAUAGACCAGUUUGGCUUGCUUGCCACCCAGCCUUCCCAUUUGUCUUCAAUCAAGCCCAAAGUGCCUCCUCCUAUUAAAGUCUAAACAUUAAACAGUUUAAUCAGCUACUGUGGUUUAGGACAGCAUCUGCCACCAGGUUAAUUCUAUCAGCUGACUUGGCUCUGGGAUAAGAAGCCUAGAGAUACAUGUGCAAGCUCUCUUGAAGGGAAUGGACUGGUCCUGGUGAUAGUUAUGUUACCCCUUGUCCAUACUUGCAAGGCUGGCUUAACCAGUGCCUGCGACUAACCUGCAGUCGUUCACCACUUCUGAAGACACUAAAUGAACCACCAAGCUGUUUUAUGAGGCUGAACAAAGCAGAAGAGAAGGGCCUGCUGUUGGGAGCUGGUCCUCACGCAAGGCCCUGGGGCCUUGUUUACAAAGCCGCGCUACAUUUGAUCAGUAGAGUCUGUGAGGCUCUCUUGUAGAAGUCCGCUUCCUUUUCUGGGUCUAGUAGUGGUUUUGUUUUGUUGUUUGUUUGUUUUUUUCUAUUUUCUCUUUUUACUCAUAUUUCUGUUUAAUUCCAGGUGAGUUUCUCAACUUAAGAAACCAUCCAUUUUCCAUUCUUAAUCUGUCACAUACAUGUCAUUAUUUUCCUAAUUUUCUAGGAGAGUAACCUAAAGAGAAUCCUGAGUACCUAACGGGCACUGAGCAGCUGCUCCAAGCUCCUGUGCCAGCCCCCAGGUGCCCAGCCAGCUCGAUCCCCUGGUGCUGCUGUGCCAGCCCCCAGGUGCCCAGCCAGCCUGCUCUCCUGGUGCUGCUGUGCCAGCCCCCAGGUGCCCAGCCAGCUCGCCCCCUGGUGCUGGAUAGUCACAUGAGAACUUCCUGGAGGCAGUGGCGAUUCCCUUGCAUGGAGUUUUCAGUUGAUUUUCCUUUAAAGUUAUACUGAAGAACUGCCACACCUGAUACUUGAGGAAUAGACCAAGUGCAUGCUAGAGUGGACGCAGCAGCCCAGAAGCAUUGGGGAAAGAGAAAUGGUGUGGGUAUUCUGUGCCUUGAAAGUUGAUUCGCCACCAGCCAAAGUCCAAGCAGCAUCAUCUAAUCAUGGGACAGGUCUGGAGGAAGUGUGCUGUGGCGGCCUUGAGGUGUCUUUUGGGGUCGUGUUUGGAAGUCCUUGGUCAUUGUGUACAAAUUGAAUAGGUCUUUGUUGUGUCUCGGCUUCAUUAGGUCAGCUUGGAAGGAAAAUGCUAUUGUUUGGGUCAAAAUUGUAAAAGAGCAGAACCCAAUAAAUAAAACCUUUCAGAUUCUA
Mus musculus (house mouse) is the source of this 5392-nucleotide messenger RNA. It is a transcript of the gene Fbxo7, whose product is annotated as F-box protein 7. Gene Ontology annotation, molecular function: ubiquitin binding; ubiquitin protein ligase binding; protein kinase binding. The record is from RefSeq and is marked validated. The transcript has 9 exons. Gene Ontology annotation, cellular component: protein-containing complex; Lewy body core; glial cytoplasmic inclusion. Gene Ontology annotation, biological process: regulation of neuron projection development; regulation of protein stability; SCF-dependent proteasomal ubiquitin-dependent protein catabolic process. Bases 299 to 1627 code for a protein of 442 amino acids. NCBI's taxonomy places the organism in Eukaryota, Metazoa, Chordata, Mammalia, Rodentia, Muridae.